Molecule: messenger RNA, 891 nt
Organism: Passer domesticus (house sparrow)
Lineage: Eukaryota; Metazoa; Chordata; Aves; Passeriformes; Passeridae
Gene: TMEM208
Product: transmembrane protein 208
Exons: 6
Coding region: 60-581 (173 amino acids)
Biological process (GO): vacuolar protein processing
Cellular component (GO): intracellular membrane-bounded organelle
Source: RefSeq, a predicted model, not a curated record
GUGCCGCCGCUUCCGUCGCGUCACGUCCGCGGGAAGCGGAGCGCGGAGCCGGCGCGGCCAUGGCGCCCAAGGGGAAGGCGGGCACCAAGGGCAAGAAGCAGAUCUUCGAGGAGAACCGGGAGACGCUGCGCUUCUACCUCCGCAUCAUCCUGGGAGCCUCCGCCGUGUACGCCGUAGUGAACCUGGUCAUCUUCUACUCCGCCGCCUCCGCCUGGACGUGGGUCGCCUUCAUCUUCAGCUUGGUGGUCUACGGCACCAGCUACCGGUCCAUGAACUCCAUGGCAAAGCCGUCUUUCACAGACGAUGGCAGCCUUGCCGACGGGGGAAUUGACCUGAAUAUGGAGCAGGGGAUGGCAGAGCACCUCAAGGAUGUGAUCCUGCUGACAGCUAUAGUCCAAGUGCUGAGCUGCUUCUCGCUCUACGUCUGGUACUUCUGGCUCUUGGCGCCGGGGCGCGCUCUCUACCUGCUGUGGAUGAACAUCCUGGGGCCCUGGUUCACAGCCGAGGCCUCGCCCGCCGCUCAGGAGCCCAACGAGAAGAAGCAGCGGCGGCAGGAGCGCCGACAGAUGAAGCGCUUCUAGCCCUGCCCGGGCACAGAUCAACACCCUCGCCCAUCUCCAUGCUGUUGUUUCAUCAGGGAUGCGACCAAAACCAAUCCAGAACCACCGCAGUAGCUCUGUUGCCCUUUGUCACUGCUGCCAUUCCGACAGAAAGGCCGCAAGAGACUUGCCCUGGCUGGGUCUUAGCACGGGCUGAGGCUCCUUGGGCUGGCAAGGGGGUGAUGCUGGCAUGUGUGUAAAUAUCUUUUUAAAGCAGCGCUGUAUCGCGUUCAGCGUUGGGGAGUGCAAUGUUGGAGGAAAUAGUACAUUAAAGAGCAGAGUCUUAAUUGAC